GCGUAACUAUAAUAUGUAUAUCAAAUUGUAGAUACCAAAAAUUAUUGAUUUUCGGUAUUGAUAGUGAUACUUAUUGAUAUGUUUAUUUGGAGACCUGCUUGAAAAUAACGUCUCUAAACUUUAACUAAUUUAACAGAUUGGCAGUUCUAAAAUUGGGUGAGUUACUUUGAGAACUAACGAUAAACGCUUAUGAAUAUGAUAUUUUUUACACAACUUGCUGCUAAUAAUUUAAGUUAGAUAUUAUAAAAUAUAAUAUUUCCUAAAAUAGGUAAGAUAUUUCUCUUACGGGAUGAAAGCCCUGUUGCCUCACUUGAACAGCUUAAACAAAUAUUUUUGCGAUUACAAAAUUUUGUAGACAGCCUUGCUUCACUAGUUCUUUCAUUAACAUAUUUUGGUUGAAUGUUUCAUUUAUAACUUAAGUGAUUAUACUUGAAAUGUAUUGUCGUUCAUAUUAAGCGACAAAAAAAGAGGCUUCGUUUAUAUUUCUUUUGAAAGGCAAGGUUAAAUAUCUUGCAAUUUGGGUGAGAAAGGUUAUCAUUAAAAUACACAGUCAGCUCUCUCAAACUUAAGAUUUCCUGAUAGUGAAAUCUCAAGUUGUAGAAGAGACAUCAACCUAAAAAAAAUAUAAAUAAAAUACCGACGAGUGCAUCAACAUGAAAAAAUAAAUAAAUCGAUUGUAUAUAUAUUCGCCAAUCUAUGUUAGAGGGUUUUCCAGAUUUAAAAAUGUGAAAUAUUUUUCUCUUGGAUAUUUUCACUUCAAACGUUGACCCAUUCUCAUGAUGCUUUGAUUCUCUAACAUAGAUAUUAAACAUGUCAUUUAUUUCUAAUAUGGAUGUAACUGCACAUGUUAGGUGCGAUACAAUGUCAUCAUCAUCAAAUACAGAUAAUAUUACUGACACAAAUAUGAAUUCAUCAUCAUCCGAAUCUGAAGAUCAAGGAUGUGGAGAAAUACGACGAAAUAUACCUUCUCGAAUAAGUGAAGAUUCGGGGCUUGGUGCUCUCAAUUCUUCUCUUAGCAAAAGAGCUCCAUCUUUGCAUUUAGAUAUGGGUAUAGUUUCAAGAACAAGUUCAUUUGCUGGUUCAAUGAAUACUCUUCCAACGACUCCAACUCUAGGAAGAAAAGACGGUUUUGUUUUCUUCCGAGAAAUAUCGACAGAAAACGAUUCCUUGGUGAUAAUGCUGAGUGCUGUCUAUGCGAAGCUUCUAGUUGUUAUGGGUAUAAGCUUUCCUCUUGCUGAAGUAAUAUCUCACAAGAUUCCGGCAUCAUAUUAUGAGGGUUUCUACCUCUACUUGUAUCUAGGUUGUAUAGUGUUUUUGAUUUAUGUUUAUCUGUUCCUUUUGAGGUCUGAAUCUUCUAAUAACAAAGCCCAAUCAUUUUUUAAACAAGUCAUGAAACGUGUUGGUUCAGUUGCAAAUAGUAUUGGUGGCUUGGAUCGUAUUGGAAAUGGAGGAGGUAGCAAUAAACCAAGAUUCAGCGAUGCUUCUCAUUGUGGUAGUUUCUAUUUGAGGCUAGGCGCGGUAGCUUUUGGAAUUGGUAGCAUGAUAUACUCGGGGCUUGAAUUUGGUCAAUUUUUUGAAUUAGAAACCAAUUCUCAUUGCUACAACAUAUUGUACGCAUUAACACCAAGUAGCAGAAUGGCAUUUACUUUUAUACAGUUGUAUUUCAUCUUUCUCAACUCAAGGAUGGCUAUCAGCAAAUAUCGAACAUUAGCAAGAUUUGGAUUGAUGCAUAUGAUUGCAACUAACUUGUGUGUUUGGCUACAUGUACUUGUACAAGAGACUAAGCAUGAGAUUUUAACCUUAAUUACCCCGAAUUCUACAAAUCUCAUACCAGCUUUUGUUUUAGAAGCGCAACAAACUGAAAAUAUUCAUUUAGAGCAAGACUAUAUUUCUCCAAUAGCAGAUGACUUUUCAGAAAUUGUUAAUACAACUCAUGGUGCUCAUCAACGACACAAACGAACAAUUGAUAUGCAUGGGAUUUAUAUAAGCCAUGGUUGCAGACGUCUUAAUAUUAUGGGAGAGCUUGUACAGAAUGCGAGUCCCUUCCUCUUUCCAUGUACCAUAGAAUACAGUCUCAUUUGUGCUGCUAUUCUAUAUGUAAUGUGGAAGAACAUAGGCCAAUUCCGUCAAAUUUCUACUAAUGCCGAUACUGCAAGCUUAAAUCAUGCUGUGAUUCAUGGCAGUCGUCAAAGGCAUUACUACCAAGUUGAUUGUGCCAAGGCUAAUAAAGGUUUGUUCACAGGCAUCAUGGUGCUUGUACUAUCUAUAAUAUGUCUAAUAAUAUUCUUUGUCCUUAUCAACAAACCUCAAUACAAAUAUUUAGCUAUUUUAGAAGCUCAUAUAGCUGAGUUAGCUCUUUAUCUGUUGACAACUUUAGCCGUAGUUAUUGCUCUCGUCCAAGUGAGAGAAUUGAAGUACAAUCCUCACCAAAUAAUGGAAUUAGAUAGCAUCUUGCUGGUAGUAGCCCAGAGCGGUUUAUAUCUAUUUACAAUGUUUAGUGUUAUCGGAGGACAUUUUACCAUCGAUCAGAAUACCAUUUUGGUUUUACUUACAGCGUUAGUAUGUCUUAUACAAGGCACAUUUCAAACCAUAUUUAUCCUCGAUGCUUCAAAAAGAUGUGCAGGAAACAGUGAUCAGGCACAUCGUAAACCAGGAAGAGAAAUGGUUACAUUUCUUUUAGUGUGCAAUUUUGCUAUGUGGGCAAUUAACACAUUAGAGACCAGAAGAGCUGAUUCUAACCCAGUUCAGAUGGAAUUUUAUGGCUUCUGGGCCUGGACUAUAAUUACUCACGUGACUACACCACUCACUAUAUUUUUCAGAUUUCAUUCAACUGUAUGCUUGUGUGAUAUUUGGAAACGAACUUACAAAGUCAAGUCUGAAUACAUAUAAUUUUAUGUAUAUAUUGUAUAAUUUAUUGUUUAUUUCACAUUUGUUUUUCACCAUUCACAAAAA
Parasteatoda tepidariorum (common house spider) is the source of this 2952-nucleotide messenger RNA. Its product is annotated as proton channel OtopLc. Gene Ontology annotation, biological process: proton transmembrane transport. Gene Ontology annotation, cellular component: membrane. The record is from RefSeq and is a predicted model, not a curated record. NCBI's taxonomy places the organism in Eukaryota, Metazoa, Arthropoda, Arachnida, Araneae, Theridiidae. Gene Ontology annotation, molecular function: proton channel activity.